ACAUUGCUGUGACAUUGUUUGCAUGUAGUUCAACAGAUAUGUCAUCACGUGACAGCGUGAUUUUUCUUUUGAGACUUUGCCCUUAAGUUCCUUAGUCGCUGAAAGUGAUGCUUCCCCGUCAUCUCCGUAGCUUCGUUGCAGGCCAGCGUGCGCGCUCGUCGCUUGCGCACAGACCAGCUGUAGCGCUGUUCUCGCUGCCCCGGUAUCCUUCAGUCAGCCAUCCUCUGUCACGACCCACAUGCACUCCCGGAUCUCAUUCCUUUCAUUCCUCAUCACGAAGACAUGACGAGCUCCCGAAGUCUCCCUUUCAAACAUUUGUCGAUGUCCUUCGUGAAGAACUCCGGAAGAACAGGGAGCUGCAAGAAAAUGUCAAACAACUUCAGGGCGACGUUGACAAGCUUCAGGAUUCGGAGGCCAUGAAACGGGCGAGGGAGGUGUAUGAGCGUGCAAGAUUGACAUCCAGCAUAAAAGAGAACCCUCGUCUGAGGGCAGCAGCGGAGGAACUGAAGAAGACGGGUGUCAAGGUCGGAGAUGCGGUAUCAGAGGCUUUGAAGACCAUGGAGGAGAGUGAAAUUAUGCGCACAAUUUCGCGAGCAACAUCGUCCCUCUCUAAUACCAUUGCAACUACGACCGAACCCAUCCGUCAGACAGCCGCUUACAAAACUCUUGCAGAGACUCUUGUCGAUGCUCUCGAUGAUUCUGGCUCUGCGAAGCAUGCUGGAUUUGAGGACAAGGAAGCUCGGAGACGGCGUAGGCAAAAACGUCUAGAGAAGGCGGGUCUAAGCGGACGUCGACUAAUGGAGGAGAACACGGAAGCAGGCCAAGCACUGGUCUCCGUCAAAACCUCACCCCGUACGGAGGCCUGGGAGAACUUCAAGUCCACAAACCCUGUUAUGCAGCGCUUAGCCUCACUACAUGUCGCGUACGAAGAGUCAGAGUCGCCCCUCGUUACACCCAUCCGUGCUGUGACGAGUACGAUUGGGUCGUGGUUCGAGGAGAACGAAACAGCACAGGUGACACGGAUGAUCCGUGCGUUGGAUCCCAACUUCUCGAGGGAGGCGUUCGAGAAGGAGCUGAGAGAGUAUAUCGUUCCUGAAGUCGUAGAUGCCUACUUGAGUGCAGAUAGGGAGUCGCUUGUUAGGUGGUGCAGUGAAGCGACGUAUAAUGUUCUGUGGGCAACCAUGGAACAAUAUCUCAAACAGGGUCUCGUGAGCGAUAGCAAAGUGCUUGACAUCCGGUCAGUAGAUGUGUCCGAUGGAAAGAUCCUCGACUCCUCUAUCCCUGUCUUUGUUGUGACAUUCUCAACACAAGAGGUUCUCCUCUUCCGCAACGCAGCCUCGGGUGAGAUCGUCGUCGGCGCUGAAAACCGAGUGGAACAGUGCGUAUAUGCCGCAGUGAUAACGCGCGUUCGCGAGGAAAUGGCAGACGAAGUUACAGCAGGGUGGAAGGUCCUUGAAAUGGCACGCAGGUCCGCCAGGGCGUAUCUAUAGUCGUGUUAUUGGAUACCGGACUCUUAACACACCACGCAUUGAUCAUUGCUUGCUUAAUCACCACUCAUCUCGUCGUAGCAGUAUCUUAUUACUUACAUUGACUAUAGAUCGUUAACUUUAAGUUUAA
This is a messenger RNA of Suillus paluster, 1617 nucleotides long. RefSeq names its product mitochondria import inner membrane translocase TIM44 subunit. Gene Ontology annotation, molecular function: protein-folding chaperone binding. The record is from RefSeq and is a predicted model, not a curated record. The transcript is spliced from 7 exons. Gene Ontology annotation, biological process: protein import into mitochondrial matrix. Gene Ontology annotation, cellular component: mitochondrial inner membrane. Bases 108 to 1490 code for a protein of 460 amino acids. Lineage: Eukaryota; Fungi; Basidiomycota; Agaricomycetes; Boletales; Suillaceae.